GCCGGGGGCGCGCAAAGAGGGCGGGCCGGGAUAAGGGGGAGUGUCCGCUCGCCGCCGCCGCCGCCGCCGCUGCCUGUACCCGCUACCGGCGACUUCGCGGACCCUUGUCCCCACACCCCGUCGAUCUUCCCGCCCGGACUGCGGGCACCGGCUUGGGGGCGCACUCGCUGCCCUGACGGGAGCAGAAGCGGGAGUUGCUGUGGACUGUGGUGCAGCGGGGACGGCCCACCUCCCCCUCUCCUUCCCCUCCCUGACCCCUCGGAGCCAUCGCCUCGGCCAUGGGCAACGCGGCGACCGCCAAGAAAGGCGGCGAAGUGGAGAGCGUGAAAGAAUUUCUAGCCAAAGCAAAAGAAGACUUUCUGAAAAAGUGGGAGAAUCCUCCUCCGAGUAAUGCUGGGCUUGAGGAUUUUGAAAGGAAAAAAACCCUUGGAACAGGUUCAUUUGGAAGAGUCAUGUUGGUGAAACAUAAAGCCACUGAACAGUAUUAUGCUAUGAAGAUCCUAGAUAAGCAGAAGGUUGUUAAACUGAAGCAAAUAGAGCAUACUUUGAAUGAAAAAAGAAUAUUACAGGCAGUGAAUUUUCCUUUUCUUGUCCGACUGGAGUACUCUUUUAAGGAUAAUUCUAAUUUAUACAUGGUUAUGGAAUAUGUUCCUGGAGGUGAAAUGUUUUCACAUCUAAGAAGAAUUGGAAGGUUCAGUGAACCCCAUGCACGAUUCUAUGCAGCUCAGAUAGUGCUAACAUUUGAGUACCUCCAUUCAUUAGACCUCAUCUACAGAGAUCUGAAGCCUGAAAAUCUCUUAAUUGACCAUCAAGGUUAUAUCCAGGUUACCGACUUUGGGUUUGCUAAAAGAGUUAAAGGUAGAACUUGGACAUUAUGUGGCACUCCAGAAUAUUUGGCUCCAGAAAUAAUCCUUAGCAAGGGCUACAAUAAGGCAGUGGACUGGUGGGCGUUAGGAGUGCUAAUCUAUGAAAUGGCAGCUGGCUAUCCUCCAUUCUUUGCAGACCAACCAAUUCAGAUUUACGAAAAGAUUGUUUCUGGGAAGGUCCGAUUCCCAUCUCACUUCAGUUCUGAUCUCAAGGACCUUCUCAGGAACCUGCUCCAGGUGGAUCUGACCAAGCGAUUUGGAAAUCUAAAGAAUGGUGUGAGUGAUAUAAAAACUCACAAGUGGUUUGCCACAACAGAUUGGAUUGCUAUUUACCAGAGGAAGGUUGAAGCUCCAUUCAUACCAAAGUUCAGAGGCCUGGAGAUACCAGCAACUUUGAUGACUAUGAAGAAGAAGAUAUUCGUGUCUCUAUUACAGAAAAAUGUGCAAAAGAAUUUUGUGAAUUUUAGAGGAACAAGAUGCCAUCAGAGCUCACAGUUAGCCUUUGCACUCUGUUGAGGUAUCAGGUGGAGCUGAGAGCGUCCUUGUUGAAGCAGUUACCUAGUUCCUUCAUUCCAGCAACUGAGUGAGGUCUUUCUGCCAUCGUCGUGUGUGCACUCUGCAUCCACCUGUGUAACCAGGCACCUCUCCGUGAGCAUUGUCUGUGCCACCACACAAGCGAGACCACUUUCCUACUUUUUCAGUUGUCUUUCUCCCCACUCCUUCAUCAUUUCUUUCUCCUCAUUUCUUUCUCCUCAUUUCUUUCUCUGAACAGUGCGUUUUAUUUUAUUGGUGUUUUAGAUGAGCAGUGUUAUGGCUCUGUGAUAUUUAAAAGGAAGGAUAAUUGCUUUCUGUAGUUUGGGGGAAUAAUUGUGUUAGCCAAUGGCUUAAAGGUAAACCUAAUCAUUAUUUUUUACUGAGUAUCUCAGACUCAGUUUUGCCAAAUUCUUAAAUAAUUUUCCAAGAUAGAAUGUCUUUUCACCAAGGAAAUUGUACUCAAAUUAAGACAAUAACUCGUUGGAAUUCCCUAAUCUGACAUAUUUAAAUUUUCUCAUCCCAGAAAUUUAGAAUUCUCUACACCCAAAGGUUUGGCUCCUUAUCUCCUUAUCCCCUUGAGUAAUUGCAGGACCAGUUAGCAAAGUCUCAACUGGUUGGGAACAAUGAGUGGUGCGGAUCCCCACCUAGCCUGUCUCCCCUUGCUAAGCGCAUGUUGGUGGGUAGGAGAGAGGUGCAGUGAAGGUUUCUAGACCUUAAUUUUCUCAUGGAGUUUUAGCCAGUAUUUUCAUAGAACAUGAUGGAUAAGAGUGAUAGAUUUUAAAGUUUCUCAAAUAGUACUCAUUGUAAAUUUUUUAAAGGAAAAGAAGCAAACUUAAAGAGACAUUGGUUUGGAUACUUUACUAAGUCAAAUGACUUGUUCUUGCAAUCAAUAUAGAGGUACUCUUAUUUAAGGUUUAUUUUGUUUGUGUUGUUUUGUAACCGUUAUGAACAAAGGAAGUUGCUAUCUGCUUGUUGUUCUGGUGUAUUAUAUUUAUAAGCCUAAAUUAGGAGCACUGUUGCAACUUCUGCUUUUAUCCCCCUGUCUCAGCAGUGUGGACAGGGGAGAAGGUUUAUAAAACUGCCACAUUUGUAUUUUAAUUUUGAGGUGUGAUAUUUUUAGGUAUGUCCUAAUCUCUUUUCUCUGAGUAAACAGAAUGUAUGAUCAUGCAGAUACAAUUUUAGUAUUUGAGUUUACUUUUUUAUACAUUUUUGCCAACUGAUUUAACAAUGUUGCUGUCAUGCGGAAAUUUCAAGCACUUUUGCACAUUUAGUUCAGUGUUCGUUGGGACCCCAUGCUUAACUAAUUUUUUUUUACUAUUUUUUUGGCUUUGAAUUUUCCCAGCUGACUUUAUUUCUGUGACUCAGUGACCUAUCUUAAAGCAACACACCAAAAUAAUUUUGAAUAACCUGCAUUCAUUUUUAUGAUCAAUUUACAUACACACACGAUGUAUUGCUUUUGGUCAAAUUGAUCCUACUGUAUAUAAUCAUUCUCUUUGCUUCCUUGGUGCAGGUAGGUCGCUAACACUGUCUGUUCAUCUGUACCACCCUUUAUAAUACCGUGAAGUCAUUGUUUUAUCCUCCAGUCUGUAUGUCCUUUGGUUGUCAAAUGUUUCUGCAUGGUAAUGUCAUAUAAAGGCUAAUAGUGAUUUCAGUUGGUCCUCCUGUAUUUAAAAUGUGCAAGAAAAAUUUGAAAUACUCUGCUGUAGCAAGUUUUAUGUAACAAAGACACGUCAUCAUGUUAAUAAAUGUAAAACAUCAUUCGUAUAAAAAAACUUAAUUUUUGUAUUUCAUUUCAACCCAAGAAUGUGCUGAUCAUUGUAUUCUCUAUCUAUGCUACAAAUUCUAUGGUAGCUUUAUUGUAUAUUACUGUAAAAUUAUUUCAGUAAAUCAUGGGGAUGACAAUUUGAUUAUUACAUAAUUCAGUUUUCAGGAAUUGAAAAGAUUUCUAUGAAUUCUAAAAAUAUUUUUGUCUAUGAAAUUACUAAUGCCCAGCUAUCAGAUCUACCCAGGUAGAUAACCCUUAGGCAUACAUUGGUUUUGAGGGCUAUUCCGCCAUUUUCUUUUACUCUAUAUUUUAAGAACAUGAGCAACCUGUCAUAUAUGUCAAAGGAAUUUAUAUCUGACUAAUCAAGUCACUAAGUUUGAUUUUAGAAGUAUAUCAAAUUCUCAUUUUCAGCCCCAAUGUAGCCAAGAACAAGAUAAAAACUGACAUAAGAAAUUAGUGGGGGAAAACACAACAGUAUUUAACCUCAAAUUAAAGUGAAGGAAACAAUAAAUUAGUUUGGGCCCAGCAAAUAUUUAAGAGAUGGCAUUAUAUAGGAAAGAGCCCUAGACUGACAGUCAAGAUGGCAGCAUAGAAGAGUUGGAUUAGACAUUGCCAGGGUCCUUUCUAACUCCACAUGUUAUGACAAGAUUCUGUUUUUAUCUCCGCUUUGGAAGGACUGUCAUGCUUUGAAGAAAGCCCCUCAGUAAUGAAGUAAUUUGGGGGGAAUCUUAUCUCUGACAGUGUUCUUAUAAUUCCUUGAUUACCAUGAGAACCCUGUGUCUGUCUUGAUUCCUUACUCACUGUUUCUAAAUACACAGUUAAUAUCAAACUGUCAACCUACCAAAAAUGAUACUAUGGCUUAUGGGUAUAACUGUCUUCUUGAUGUGUUCUUGUGCUGACUGCCCAUUGGCCUGAAAAUAAUUGUUUCAAACCUGAAAAUAAAUCAUUUUUCUUUCCAACUGGUUGAUUUUUUUUCUGCUCGUUGUAAGAAUCAAAUGAUGUAAACUGUAACCUGUUAAUGUAAAAUUAUAAAGGUGUGUGCUAUUUCAUGAAUUACUUUGUUUAGAAUGAGUUUCCUAUGCACUACUAUAGCUAGGAAAUGCUGAAGACAACUGUGUUUUUUAAUUAAUCAAUAACUGCAAAAUUAAAGUAUCUUCAAAGGAUAAAA
Perognathus longimembris pacificus (Pacific pocket mouse) is the source of this 4333-nucleotide messenger RNA. It is a transcript of the gene Prkacb, whose product is annotated as protein kinase cAMP-activated catalytic subunit beta. Gene Ontology annotation, molecular function: ATP binding; cAMP-dependent protein kinase activity. Gene Ontology annotation, cellular component: nucleus; cAMP-dependent protein kinase complex. The record is from RefSeq and is a predicted model, not a curated record. Gene Ontology annotation, biological process: peptidyl-serine phosphorylation. NCBI's taxonomy places the organism in Eukaryota, Metazoa, Chordata, Mammalia, Rodentia, Heteromyidae.